CGUUGAGGUUGCACGCGAAUUUGAAUUGCCGCCGCGGAUCAGUAAAAAUUUCAAAAACGCGAGAGAGUUUUUUGCCCAAGUGAUCGCAGUGAAAACCGAAUUUGGCACAAUAAAAAAAAAGUCCAACUCUGUGAGCCCAGUGAAAUUCAGUGAAAAUUUGCUAAUUCCAUAGCAUUGGCCAGCUGUGCACCUGGAUUAACGCACAUACCGCUGGAAAUUGAAACCGAAAACGAAAACAAAAGCAAAACAAUAACCGAAUUCGAAUUCCUAAUCGAAUAGUUUCACUUUUUAUUGGAUUAGCCGCAGCAGCAUCCGAAUUGAACAGCAACAGCGACUGAAAACAGGAAAUUUUUUGGCAACUCUUGGAUGCCCGAAAAUGGCGCACUAUGAUCAACGUUGGCUGAAACUCUUCUCCGGCUGCCUUUUCCUUCUUUUGCUGGCGCUGCAGGUUUCGGAGGCCAAGCGAUCAAAUGCCAAUCUUACGGCCUGCCAGCACCUAAGGCGCUCGGAGUCGCGAAGAGCGAAAGCGCUGGAGGGAUCAUCUGUACGAGUGCCGCGAUGCCAAAAGAACGGUGACUUUGAUGCCAUCCAGUGCCAGAAUGAAAAAGCUGGACGGGAUUGCUGGUGUGUGGAUGACUACGGUGUGGAGCUGCCCGGCAGUCGAAAUGAAACGAGAUCAGGAGUGGUGUGUGCUGAGCCGAAGCAUUGUGCCGCCUCCGCGUGCCGUAUGUUCUGCCCCUCGGGAUUCGCCAGGGAUCCGGAUACGGGAUGUUCCGUGUGCCGCUGCCGGGAUCCCUGCGAUGGACUGGAGUGUCCUCGUGGCCAAUCCUGCCAGCUGCAGGAGGUGCAGUGCAAAUCGGAGCCAUGUCCACCACUGCCCACGUGCAAGAAAGCCAGAUCGCUGGCCAAUCUCUGUCCCGCCGGAUUGCCGCUAGCCAUCGAUGAUACCGUGCGACCAUUCCUUUGUGGCCAGGAGCCGGGAAAGCCACAGUGUCCACCACUCUACCAGUGCCUGGUGGAGUCCGGAAACGACUACGGAGUGUGCUGCCCCAGUGCGCUGACCUUCCAGAAGCCCGGAAUCUGUCCAGCCGCCGAUCACUCGCAGUACACCGAGCGAACGGGCUACAUGUGCGGUUCACCCUGCUCCCACGACUUGGAGUGCCGGAACAUGGAGAAGUGCUGCUUCACCAAGGGAUGCCAGUUCAACUGCCAGCAGCCGGGCAAUGUUACAGGUUGUCACCAGGCCAAGGCCUUAGCCGACAUCCUGUCGAUUAAUGAGCGCGAAGGACGCGGCUAUGUGCCCGAGUGCAAUGGUCCUGGUGGUCAGUUCUCGCCAAGGCAAUGCUCUAGGAAUGGACUCGUCUGCUGGUGCGUAGAUCCCCGUACCGGACACAAGAUCAAGGAGACCAUGGGAGCGGCCAACAAUGUGAACUGCGAUGGAUGGGAGAACAUGAUCAGCAGGUCGUAUGCCAGGAGUUUCCAGAUGGAGCAGUGUGAUACCAACAUUUGUGCCGCCGUCUGCGAGUACGGAUUCAAGAAUGACCACAAUGGCUGUCCCACUUGCGAGUGCUCUGAGCCCUGCGAUGGCUUCAAGUGCUCCAUUGGCUCCCACUGCGAGGUGGCCACCGAUCCCUUGUGUGAAUCCGGCUCUUCCCUGUGCGCUUCCUGGCCCGUCUGCAAACCUGAUCUGGUGUACUCCAAUCCCUGCGAUGUGGGAACACCACUUUCGGACACCGCCACCGGUGAGGUGAUGUAUUGCUACGACGAUCGUCAAGGACGCAGCUUCCAGCCCACAGCCUUCUUCGAAACUGAACCGGAAUCGCAGUCAAAGCAGGGUCGCUCCAUGAGCAACAGGAUUAUGUGCCCGGAGCAGUACAAGUGCACCAAACUGCAUCGGGAAACGGAGAAUGUGUGCUGUCCAGUGCCGGAAAAACCAAAUCCAACUGAGGAGGCAGCGGGCACGCAUCAGCAAACCAUGUGCGAGUAUCUGAGGGACUUUUCCGAGCGCAUGGAAGGCACCGAGGAGGGCAUGCAACUGGCGGUGCCAUCGCCACGUUGCACCACCGAUGGCGACUACGAGGCUCGCCAGUGUCAGUUGAAGACGGUACGGGUCACCCGCGCCGAACAACGCAAAAUUCUCGAGGAGAAUACCAUUCGGCGCAUGAGGAUGCUGCUGGCCAGUGCUACUCCCAUCGCAACCAAACGAUCUCGUCGGGAUUUGGAACGCCUGAAGCUGUACCGCGUGGAGGACAGUGCUCUGAAAGUUCAGGUGGCUGCUCCCGUCAUGGGUCGCAGUGCCAAGGUGAUCGACAUGGGUGCAGAUCGUCAGCAGGGAUUGGGGCAGCUCUUCGAGACGGAAUUCAAGAAAGUGGCCUCGGCAACCAAGAGGCCGCCGGAGAACGAGAAUGAGCUCGUGGAAAUGGAGGUGGAGCAGUGCUGGUGCGUGGAUAGCUUCGGCACGGAGAUUCCCCGAUCUCGUGGCUUUAAUGUCAGCGAGGAUACUUGCCGAAGUCUGAGGGAGGACUUGGACUGCCUGGAUCUCACCUGCCGAAUGGGUUGUGAGUAUGGCUUCUCCCUGGAUCCGGACACCCGUUGUCCGGCCUGCCAGUGCAGGGAUCCUUGUGAGGGUGUGACCUGCGGCUCUGGAAAGGAAUGCCGCGUGGUGGACGUGAGCUGCGAGGGUGAGUACUGUCCCCCAGUGCCCGCCUGCUUGCCCAGGAAGCCGGGACAGUGUCCUUACCUGGUUCCUCCCGGUCCCGACAACCUGGAUGCCAAUACCUGUGCUUAUGAGUGCCGCACCGAUGCCCAUUGUGAAGGAGCCCGACGCUGUUGCUCCAAUGGAUGUGGCACCCAGUGUGUGGAUCCUCAAUUGAAAACCGCCUGCCAGCACUUGCAGGCCAUUCAGCUGCACCAGAGUUCCGAGCUGGGAAUCCCCGCCCGUCAAAUGGCGGUGGCCCAGUGUGACCCAAGCAAUGGCAAGUGGGAUCAGGUCCAGUGCUCACCCGAUGGUCACUGCUGGUGUGUGGAUGAACAGGGUAAAAUCCUACCCGGCACUAGAGUCAAAUCUCCACAAACACCCAAAUGCCAGGAGAACUCCAGCUUCGCGUGCCCAAAGACAAACUGCAGCCUGCAGUGCGAGAGUGGCUACCAGAUGGACUCCAAUGGUUGUGCCACGUGCCAGUGCCGAAACUACUGCAAUGAGGUGAGCUGCUCCCCCCACGAGGAAUGCCAACUGAUCUCUGUGGAAUGUGUGGACAGCCCGUGCCCCAAGAUGCCCAUAUGUGUGCCCCGUCGGGCAUCCGUUUGUCCCGAGGGUAAUCCUCUCCAGCAAGGCGACCUGGACCUGAGCUGUGGACCCCACAAUGAGCACGAAGUGUGCCCGACCACCCACUCCUGUCAGCUGAAUCCGGUCAAUAACCGGGGUGUUUGCUGCUCCAAGACCCGCGAUGUUUGCUUCGAGUCCAUGGACAAUGGCUGCCUGGCCACUGGGAAAUCGGAGAGGAAUAGCACUCGCUACAGAUUCAGUCCCAAGGCAAACAAGUGCCUGCCCGUGGUCAUCGACUCCGAGGCACCCGCCUGCCAGACCAAGAACCUCUUCCACAACGAACUGGCCUGCAACUCCGUGUGUCCAGUGCUAACUCAAUGCGAACGCCUGAAACUGAAGAACAGCCUGGCUGCCCAGCGAACAGGACACUCCUCAGUUUGGUUCCAGCCGCGAUGUGAUCCCGUCACCGGCCACUGGAGUCCUGUGCAAUGUUUGGGCAAGCAGCCCCAACCCACCGACAGGCACACGGAGAUCGUCAGUCGCGCCUUUGCAUCUGAACCAGCUGCAUCCGCUGGCGAGGAAGCGCCCGGAGUCUGCUGGUGUGCGGACAAGAAGGGGGCUCCUCUCAAGGGAACGCUCACCCGGGAGAGCGAACCCAUCUGCAACAGCCGACAGGCACGUAACCGCAAGGCAUUCGAUUCGGGAGAUCCUCUGAUGGAGCAACUGAUUGCCCAGCUCACCCAACUGAAUGAUGUUGCUAGCGAGGAUUUGGAUUUCGAUGAGCUGGAGGCUAGGAUUCUGCCUGCCACCGCCAAUGCAGCGGAGUCCAGCGUUACGGAGAGAGUGCUGGAGCUGGCGAACUCACUGCUGGACUCACAGCUAUCCGUGGAGCAGGCCACCCUGAAGCCCAUGGAGCUGAAGACCACACGUUGUCGUGCUCUGGCGGAAACGGCACCAUUUCCGGUUAGUUGCGAUGAGGCGGGUGCCUUCCGCCCGCUGCAGUGCAACGGCAGGAGUUGCUGGUGCGUCGAUGCGGCUGGAAACCAGCUACAGUCCACCCACGUGUUUGGAGCAGGCGAUCGCCGCUGCAGCCAUGUUCCCAUCGAGGCUGUGGCCAUCGAACUCCAUCUGACCAACAGCAGUGGCCGGAGUGUAAGGAAUGCCUACGACACCAUACGGCGGGAACUGCAGCAGCUACUGGGCGGCGAGUCCGUGGAAAACCUGCGCGUCCAGGAGAACUUCGAUGGAUCCGCUAUCGUCCGCUUUGAGCUGCACAACGAGGCCAAGGUGGACUUGGCCUUUGCCAUCGAGGCGGCCAUUUCCGCCGGCGAUUUCCGCCUGGCGGGCGGUCACUUCCGGCCGGACUUGACCCGCUCCCACUUUGUGCACCGCAGUGCACAUGUUCCAGUGGCUCAGGCGGCCACUGCCCAGGACGAGUCCAUCCAGCUGGUGCUGUUCAUUAUGGCCACCAGUUCCGCCUUCCUGGUCAGCAUAUUUGUGGUCUACGUCAUGCUGAAGCGGAACAGGAACCUCAAGUCGGCGAAUCCCUAUUUGAAGGGUGAAGGCGGCGACAAGCCAGUGGACUACUCCGCACCCAUCUUCGUGCUGGCCGCCGACAUGGACAGCAAGAAGGGGUUCACGGCGUAGGGCUUUCGUUGUUGCGUUAUCUAAAUCAAUUUGUAAAUAAAACAGAGCAAAUUUAAGAUCUACUUUUAGGGGGGAGGAGGAGAUUAGAGGCCUUGAUUCUGCCCCAACUAAGCCAAAAGGGGAGUGCGACUAGAGGGAACCCACUUUCGAAUACUUAUCGCAUAUGUUCUAGCAACCUAAGACGAUUAAUUUAUGAA
Messenger RNA from Drosophila santomea, 5109 nucleotides. RefSeq lists its product as uncharacterized. The transcript has 6 exons. Gene Ontology annotation, biological process: cell-matrix adhesion. NCBI's taxonomy places the organism in Eukaryota, Metazoa, Arthropoda, Insecta, Diptera, Drosophilidae. Gene Ontology annotation, cellular component: extracellular region; basement membrane. The record is from RefSeq and is a predicted model, not a curated record. Gene Ontology annotation, molecular function: serine-type endopeptidase inhibitor activity. The coding region runs from base 377 to 4912 and encodes 1511 amino acids.